GCAAUUACCACAGCACGAUCGAAUAGCAACAGUUCAUGCCCAUGUGAUCGAUUACGACCGUGCGCACGGAUCAGAACCAGCAGUGUUACUAAUCAUGGAACGUUUGGCAAGAGAUCUACAUAUCGCACUCAAGCAAGGAUUGUCCUGGCUUCGCCGACUAAUCGUAGCAAGAGAUGUCGCCGAGGGUGUACGGUACCUACACAGUCAAGGACUGAUUCAUCGAGACAUCAAACCGCGAAAUGUGCUUCUCGAUCUGAACGACCGGGCCAAAUUGACAGACUUGGGAUUCUGCAAGCCACAAGCGAUGAUAGGUGGCAGCAUUUUAGGUACUCCGCUACAUAUGGCACCUGAAAUACUCCAGAAGAAGUACGAUUACACGAUUGAUAUUUACGCUUGGGGUAUCCUAUUUUGGUACAUUUGUGCCGGGAGCGUGCACAUGCCACGUAACUUUGACAAGUGUACGAACAAGGAGGUUUUGUGGAGCACCGUUCGUAA
Opisthorchis viverrini is the source of this 495-nucleotide messenger RNA. RefSeq lists its product as hypothetical. The annotation marks the transcript as partial. The record is from RefSeq and is a predicted model, not a curated record. Gene Ontology annotation, biological process: protein phosphorylation. Lineage: Eukaryota; Metazoa; Platyhelminthes; Trematoda; Opisthorchiida; Opisthorchiidae. Gene Ontology annotation, molecular function: protein kinase activity; ATP binding. The transcript has 2 exons.